Darwinula stevensoni is the source of this 1823-nucleotide messenger RNA. The record is from the annotation of a GenBank genome assembly. Lineage: Eukaryota; Metazoa; Arthropoda; Ostracoda; Podocopida; Darwinulidae.
AUGGGAAACGACGGACGAUUCUCCCAGCAGCCGCGAUCUCUUGCCAUGUGCUUUUCAUCUAUUCGGUCCCUUCAAGGAGGCAAAAAGUUCAAGACGGAGAAGCAACUCAAAGAAGUGUUGAAGUGGCUGCGCAUUCGAUCGAAAAUCUUCAAUGCCUCAGGCAUCCAGGAGUUGCCAAAGCGAUGGGACGAGAACAUCUACAAGGAUCCUCCGGACUUUAAGAAGCUCUCUGAGCAAUAUGAAGAAUUUAAGGCGCUGACCAGCUAUGAUCUGAAGGGAAAGCUGAUUGUGAAUUUCAAGGAUCCAAAUACCUUGAGAGUUCUUACAAGAUGCUUGCUGUUGAGGGACUUCAACCUGAAAGUAGAUAUUCCAGCAGACAAGUUGGUUCCUACACUCCCUCUCAGACUGAAUUACAUCCUAUGGAUUGAAGACCUUCUAGAUAUUUUUCUGAGCUGUGAGAAUGCUGCUCAUACCAAGAACAAUGAUGAAAUCAUUGGUAUUGAUGUUGUGAGAAAAGUGAGCCCCAGUUCAAUCUUGGAAGAACCGUUGACUUCCUCAGACGUGGUUUAUGAUUUUACCAUGUGCAAUCCCCCAUUCUAUGGGAAGAUGCAUGAAGAGGAAGGCCAAGGAAAGGAAGGGAAGGGGGGUAUGAAAGAGAAGAUCCACUUGAAACCUCGACCCCCACCUCAUAAUGCUAGCACUGGAUCAAAUGAAGAGAAGCUCACAGAUGGGGGUGAGGAAGAGUUUGUGCGACGCAUGAUUGAUGAAAGUAGUCGGCUGCGAGAUCAAGUCAGUCUUUCUAGUGUAUAUCAGAAGAUAAUUCUCCAGAAGUGUGAAAUCACUCUUUUCAGAAUUUUCACAUCCAUGGUGGGUCACAAGAAGUACCUGCCCAUUCUUGUGACUCGUCUGAAGACACUGGGUGUGCCUCAGGUGGCAACUACUGAAUUCUGCCAAGGGAACACAAUGCGAUGGGGGCUUGCAUGGUCAUGGAACUCUGAGAUUAAUCUCAGUUCCCUGCCAACAUGUCAAAGACCAAAAGGAAAGACAUUGAAGCCCUUCUCAUGGCACAUCCCUAGACAGCCAACCAAAUACCAUUACUCUGUGGAUGCCAUAGCUCUUGUCCUUCAGAAGCAUUUUGACAAUCUUCAGAUUGAGUUCAAGGAGACAAAAAAAGGCAACCGGUGGAUUCUUGGCCUAGAAAUUAAGGCUGCACAUAACACUUGGGCUCAUCAGCGCCGGCAGCGGCGUGAGAAGCACCAGCAGAAAAAAGACUCUGGCAAUGGACAUAGUGUUGGUAGUAUGAGACAAAUGGAGGAAGCGACAUCUGGACAAAAUCUGUCAUCAGAUGGAAGGACUGAAUGUUUGGGAAAUGGUAAUGGGAAUAAGAGAAAGAGAGAGAAUUCAGAAGACUGUGAGAAUGAGAAGCAGGCCCGAUUGAAGUCAACUGAUGAAGAUCCUGGGGCUCUUCCUGCCCUCAGGGCAAGUGUAUUUGUGAAGCGAAAAGGGGAUCAGCAGAUAGUUCUUGAAAUGGCUUUUAAGGAGGGAACACUUGGGAAAGAUGCCAUUCAUCAGUUGAUGCAGUAUCUCAAGAAUGCUUUCAAUGGGGUCUAUGAUGCUCAGUGUAGCAAUGAUCAUUCAAAACCAAAUGGAGAGCAGGACUCUCAUGACUCAUGAGAGGCAAAAUAGUGUGGGACAGAAAAUUGUUGAGAUGUGUUGGUCUUCAAAUUUGGUCUUUUCUUUCUGCAUUUUUUUUUCCAUGUUGAAGAAAUCUUUCAAAGUGAGGGUGUGUCUGAAGGCACAGUUCUAUUACACAUCAUUGCCCU